AUUUUUGAACAGAUGAUUAGGGAAACCAAAGUCAAAACAAAACAUCUCUCAGCUAUUUUUAAUUGUGAUUUUUUACUAAUUGUUCAGUUACUUUUUUUUAUAUUUAUUUAUAUUUGUUUAAGUUACAAUGUAAAUAAGUCUGCUUUGCAACUUUAAUGAGAGAGAAAAAAAGUCCUAGGCUUAAUAUGCUCCACUAAAGAUUUGGAUUGACCUUUUGCAUUUAAAGAUUUCGUCAGCCUUCAUGUACGAUCCUAGGCUAUCAAUUUUAACAUAAUUUUCAUCGAUAGAAGCUAAAUUAACAUCUCAAUACAGAUAUCCCUUCAUUAAUGGAUAAAAGUGAUAUUUAUUGUAACUUUUAAGGGUCGUUUCUAACAUACGUUUGUGUAAAUAUUAGAUUCUUGCAAUUUCAACUGUAAUUACAAAAUUCAGGAUUCUUGCAUCAAGAUAAUGUUAGAUGAUCCAGCAAGAAAUAUCAUAAAAGACGAAGAUGUAUCACAGAAGAUCUAAUGAAUAUUCAAGUUGAUUUAUUAGGUUAAAUUUUUAUCUAUCGAUCUCGCAGUUCUUGAAAAAAUGGAUUUACCACCAUCGACGUCAUUAUCAUCACCAAUACCAUCAGUCGACACUACGACAGAUUUGCUUCUUCCAAUAUUAUCUCCUCAGUCAUUUUCAUCAUCAUUGCAACCAACACAUUUGGGCGACUUAUCUCUACCAUCUUCAUCAUCUGGAUCCUCAUCUCUGGAUGUAUAUCCGUCCUCUACUCCUUCAGUACCUGAAUCGUCAAACAUGGUUAGCUCAGAUUUACCUAAUGAUAUGUUCAACAGCGGUCCAGGUUCAAUACAAUCUGCUGAUUGGCUAAAUCAAAUAUGCCUACAGGUUGUCAAUGAUAUGAAUUGUUAUGGUAUUUGCGUGAUUGAUAAUUUUCUUGGAGAAGCUCAAUGUUCUUCAAUUCUAAAUGAAGUUAAAUCAUUGUAUGGCUACGGAAUCUUUCAAGAAGGUCAAUUGGUUCGUAAAGUUAACCGGACUCGAACACCAUCUCAGGUUAUCCGGAGUGAUAAAAUUGUUUGGGUUGAUGGAGGUGAACCUCAAUGUGUAAAUAUUGGAUUUUUAAUCCAGACACUUGAUGCGAUUCUUUUCAAGUGUAAUACCAUGGAAAACAAUGGCAUAUUUUCAAGAUAUCAGAUAAAUAAUCGAACUAAAGCUAUGAUUGCUUGCUAUCCUGGUAACGGAACCCGCUAUGUCAAGCAUGUUGAUAACCCUAAUGGAGAUGGUAGACGAAUUACCAGUAUUUAUUAUCUCAAUCAAGGCUGGGAUCUUCAGCGCGACGGUGGCCUAUUGCGAAUGUAUCCAACCUGCUACGAGAAUCAUGUUGCUGACAUCGCUCCACUUUUUGAUAGAGUAUUAUUUUUUUGGUCCGAUCGAAGGAAUCCUCAUGAAGUACAACCAGCUUUCAGCACACGCUUUGCUAUUACAGUUUGGUAUUUUGAUGAUGAAGAACGAAAUCAAGCAAAUCAAAGAUAUCCAUCGUUUCCUAUUGAAGCAUCCUGACUUUCAUCAACAUUUUUUGUUAAUCACAAUUUUUCAUAUUUAAUAUUAAUAUUUGCCUUAACUGUCUACCUCUGCCAAUGUAGAGACGUAGACUUGAGCCCUUAUAUUAAUUAAAAAUGGUCUUCAUUUCUUUCUUCCUCUCUUCUAAUCAUUUCAACUCUACUUUUCACGUAUAUUUUUGUGCCCAUUUCCGUGAUAAAAAUCAUCUUUACUCUUUAA
Tetranychus urticae (two-spotted spider mite) is the source of this 1764-nucleotide messenger RNA. The record is from RefSeq and is a predicted model, not a curated record. NCBI's taxonomy places the organism in Eukaryota, Metazoa, Arthropoda, Arachnida, Trombidiformes, Tetranychidae.